AUAUUUUUGUUUUUGAUAUCAUCUUCAAUACAACUUUUGGUAGCGGAGCCUCCAGUAAAUUCGUAUUUGCCGCCAUCAAACCAGAGAAAUGGACAAAAUGGUCACGGAAAUGGUAACGGUGGUUUUGGUGGUCCACCUGGCUUAGAAUAUGGUGCUCCAAAUAACCAGGGAAACGGAAAUGGUUACGAUUCAGGAAUCGGAGGAGGAAAUGGUGGACCUCCUAGUUCAUCAUAUGGAGCCCCAUCAAAUGGAAGAAGAAAUAAUGGAAAUGGUAAUCAUGGAGGGGCGCCUUCAUCUACCUACGGAGAACCUGGAAGAGGGCAAAAUGGUAAUGGUAAUGGUAAUGGCAAUGGCAAUGGAGGAGGAAGAGUGCCAGGAGCUACUUACGGAGCUCCUAAUGGCGGUCAAAAUGGUGUCAGUGGACUGUAUGGUGCACCACGAAAUGGUAACGGAGGCAAUGGUUUUCAUGGUAGCUCGAAUGGCUUUAAUGGUGGUACACCAAGUUCAACUUAUGGAUCACCUUCCAAUGGAAAUGGAGGAAAUGGAAGACCUUCUCAAUCCUACGGGCCACCAGGUCAAAAUGGAAACGGUGGGGGAUAUGGAGAAGAAGAACCAGCAAAAUACGAGUUUUCUUAUGAAGUUAAUGAUCCAGAAAGUGGUGCUCAAUUCGGUCACAGUGAAUCAAGGGAUGGUGACGUUGCAACUGGUGAAUAUAAUGUGUUGUUACCAGAUGGUCGAAAACAGAUAGUCACUUAUACGGCAGAUAACGAUGGGUAUAAACCCGAAAUAACUUAC
Agrilus planipennis (emerald ash borer) is the source of this 795-nucleotide messenger RNA. RefSeq lists its product as uncharacterized. The record is from RefSeq and is a predicted model, not a curated record. The transcript is spliced from 5 exons. Bases 149 to 748 code for a protein of 199 amino acids. Lineage: Eukaryota; Metazoa; Arthropoda; Insecta; Coleoptera; Buprestidae.